This is a messenger RNA of Acanthosepion pharaonis, 756 nucleotides long. The record is from the annotation of a GenBank genome assembly. NCBI's taxonomy places the organism in Eukaryota, Metazoa, Mollusca, Cephalopoda, Sepiida, Sepiidae.
AUGGGAUUACUUCUGGCUGAUCAGGGAGAGCCACCUAAGUUCCUACAAAUUUACUUUCUCGCUGACUACAACGAGCAGGUUGAUGCGCGUCUCGGCAUUCUGCCUAGCAAUAUUUCCGUCGGUCCCCGUAGAGACAUUCUGUUCCGUCUACAAGAUAUGCUUCACGAAACUAACAGUUACAUCCGAAGCUUAAAGUUUGCGUUGCAAAACAACUCUUCGCCCUCUUUCAGCGUUGUCAUCGAUGCAGACAGACGGACUCACGGUGAGAAUGAGCGUUGCUUCAAUGCUCCUGUAUGUAAUGAAGUCGCCGCAGUCAUCCACGGUGAGAAGCAUAACAGCCAUGACAUUGUCAUAAGGUACCGGGGCGGUGGUCUGCGCCGCAUCAGUGAAACCCACCGUUCAUACGACUGUCUCCAGUACCCCCUUCUUUUUCCAUACGGAAGCGAUGAGUACCACUUCAAAAUCCCAAUAUACCAGGCAAACAGCGAUUCUAUGUCGACCUCAAAGAAGGUCUCCUGUUGGGAGGGUGAAUUUAAUCACUUGCACAGGUGCCAUCAACUUUUUCUUCAAUUGGUUGUUGACAUGGCUGCAAAAAUGGAGUCGGAGAGGUUAGGAUUCAUCAAGUUAAACCAAUCCAAAUUAAGAACCGACUUCUACAUUCACCUUCGUGAUGGUCUGCGUUCUGAUGGUGACCCACGCAAUCUCGACAAAACGUGCAUUUGCCUUCCUCUUACACUGGUGGCCCUCGAUACAUGA